CAUCGGGAGCACACGUGACUUGCACCCGCACCGGAGUCGGCUUGGCGCAAGCAGCUGCUGCCCUUGCAAAGGGAAGCGAGCAAAGCGACGAAGCUCUGCCAGGCACCGUGCAAAAGGUGGCCCUGGGAGCAGCGCGUGCAGCCCUGAGCCCGCCGCGCGCGCCAGAGCAGAGCUGCAUGCAGCUGGCCAGGAUCCGUUUGCUGCGCCUUGCGGCUGCUCUCGCUCUUUCUCUCCCCCCGCCCGCUUUGCAUCCUAUUGCACAUUCUCUCCUGGCGGCGGCGCUCUACUUUGCAGCUGCACAGCCGGCUAAGCAAGGAACAUGGCGCCAGGGAGAAGCUGCUGCGCCGGGGAGCCGAGAUCUCCGCUUCGGGCGAGAGCCCGCCUGCUCAGCUCGCUGCUGCUGCUGCUCCUCUUGGCGUGGAACCGUCGGCCGGCGGACGCUGCCGGGAGGACCCUGCUCUUGCCCGCCGCCUACCCAUCCCGACCUCAGGACCGGGGCUUUGAGGUGCUGCAGGCGCCGCGUCCGGAUGCUCCAGGGCAGCCGCCGUCGCCGCCGCCGGGCGAGAAGCCGCGGAGCAAAAGAAGCGCCCCCGCCGAGCACCAGGAGCCCAUGAAGGUGUACGGACAGGUUAGCCUGAAUGAUUCACACAACCAGAUGGUCGUGCACUGGGCUGGAGAGAAGAGUAAUGUGAUUGUUGCUUUGGCCCGGGAUAGCUUAGCCUUUCUGGGCCCCAAGUUAAGUGAUGUGUAUGUGUCAUAUGACUAUGGGAAAACAUUCAAAAAGAUAUCGGAGAAAUUCAAUUUUGGACCAGGGAACACCAGCCAAGCGGUGAUUGCUCAGUUCUACCACAGCCCGGCUGACAAUAAAAGGUAUAUCUUUGUCGAUGCCUACACUCAGUACCUCUGGCUUACAACGGACUUCUGCAACACCAUCCAGGGCUUCUCAAUUCCAUUCAGAGCGGCAGACUUGCUUCUUCACAGCCGGCUUCCAAACCUCGUCUUGGGAUUUGAUAAGACCCAUCCCAACAAACAGCUUUGGAAAUCGGAUGAUUUUGGGCAAACGUGGAUAAUGAUUCAUGAACACGUGAAAUCGUUUUCCUGGGGCAUUGAACCGUAUGACAAGCCAAGUACAGUUUACAUAGAGCGGCACGAGCCUACGCGGGCCUCCACGAUCCUUUGCAGCACCGAUUUCUUUCAAACCAGGGAAAACAAAGAAAUUCUACUUGAGGAAGUGGAAGACUUCCAACUCAGGGACAAGUAUCUAUUUGCAACCAAGUCUGUGCAUCUUUUGGGCACACAGCAGCCGUCUGUUCAACUCUGGGUGUCUUUUAACCGCAAGCCGAUGCAAGCAGCCCAGUUUGUGACGAGACACCCCAUUAAGGAAUAUUAUAUUGCGGACACAUCUGAAGACCAGGUGUUUGUGUGUGUCAGUCAUAGUAACAAUGGCACCAACCUCUACAUCUCUGAAGCGGAAGGCCUAAGGUUUUCAUUGACUUUGGAGAAUGUCCUGUACUACAGCCCUGGAGGAAUGGGGAGUGACACCUUGGUCAGAUAUUUUGCGAAUGAGCCCUUUGCAGACUUCCAUCGUGUCGAGGGGGUGCCCGGGGUCUAUAUCGCCACCUUGAUCAAUGGCUCGUUCAACGAGGAGAACAUGCGGUCUGUCAUCACCUUUGACAAAGGUGGGACCUGGGAAUUUGUCCAGCCUCCAGCGUAUACUCGCUAUGGCGAAAAGAUAAAUUGUGAGCUUUCUAAGGGCUGCUCUCUUCACCUGGCCCAGCGGCUGAGCCAGCUCCUCAACUUUCAGUUGCGCAGGAUGCCCAUCCUAUCCAAAGAAUCUGCUCCGGGACUAAUAAUCGCAACAGGCUCUGUUGGGAAGAACAUGGCGAGCAAAAUGAACGUGUACAUUUCAAGCAGCGCAGGUGUCAGAUGGAAAGAGGUCCUGUCUGGACCCCAUUAUUAUUCUUGGGGUGACCAUGGAGGGAUCCUCAUGGCGGUAACCCAGGGCACAGAGACAAACCAGCUCAAAUACAGCACAAACGAAGGGGAGACCUGGAAGGUAUUCACCUUCUCGGAGAAGCCAGUCUUUGUUUACGGUCUCCUUACGGAGCCCGGGGAAAAAAGCACCAUCUUCACCGUCUUUGGAUCUUACAAAGAGAAUGGGCACAGCUGGCUCAUCCUGCAGAUUAACACCACUGAUGUGCUUGGGGUGCCUUGCACGGAAAAUGAUUACAAAAUGUGGUCCCCUUCUGAUGAGCGAGGUAACGAGUGUCUCUUGGGACAUAAGACAGUCUUCAAAAGGCGAACUCCCCAUGCGACUUGUUUCAAUGGUGAAGACUUUGACCGGCCAGUCAUGAUCUCCAACUGUUCUUGCACCAGAGAGGACUAUGAGUGUGAUUUCGGCUUCAAGCUGAGUGAAGACUUGUCAUUAGAAGUUUGUCUACCGGAUCCUGAAUUUGCUGGCAAACUUUAUUCUCCCCCUGUGCUGUGCCCUGUUGGCUCAACUUACAAGAAGACUAGAGGUUAUCGUAAGAUAUCUGGAGACACUUGCUCAGGGGGUGACGUUGAGGCCCGACUGGAAGGGGAACCCGUACCUUGCCCGUUAGCAGAAGAGAAUGAAUUUAUUCUGUACACCACUCGGUACUCCAUCCACCGGUAUGACCUCUCCUCUGGGAUCAGUGAAGAGUUACCGCUGACGGGCUUGCGAGGGGCGGUGGCACUUGAUUUCGAUUAUGACCACAACUGCUUGUACUGGGCUGAUGUGACGCUUGACAUUAUCCAGCGCCUGUGUCUUAAUGGGAGCUCUGGACAGGAGAUUAUCGUCAGCACCGGUCUGGAGACUGUGGAGGCGUUGGCUUUUGAACCUAUCAGUCAGCUGCUGUACUGGGUGAAUGCCGGCAUUCCAAAAAUUGAGGUUGCCAACCCAGAUGGGGACCUGCGACUCACAAUUUUGGAUUCCACUGUGCUCGAACGGCCACGAGCCUUGACUCUGGUACCUAAAGAAGGGCUGAUGUUUUGGACAGACUGGGGGGACUCCAAGCCUGGCAUUUACCGCAGUGAAAUGGAUGGCUCCUCUCCCACUUGCGUUGUCUCCGAGGGAGUGAGGUGGCCUAAUGGCAUUUCUGUGGACGAUCAUUGGAUCUACUGGACGGAAGCCUACAUGGAUAGAAUUGAGCGCAUCGACUUCAACGGCCUGCAGAGAUCGGUGAUCCUGGAUAGCCUCCCCCAUCCUUAUGCUAUUGCUGUUUUUAAGAACGAAAUCUAUUGGAACGAUUGGUCACAGCUGAGCAUUUUCAGAGCCUCCAAACACAGCGGGUCUAGAAUGGAGACGUUGGUUGACCAUCUCAACGGCGUGAUGGACAUGAAGAUCUUCUACCGCGGGAAGACAGCAGGGCAGAAUGCCUGCAUUGCCAAUCCUUGCAGCCUUUUAUGCCUGCCAAGAUCUAACAACAGCCGAAGCUGUAAGUGCCCCGAGGGAGUCACCAGCCACCUGCUCCCUUCCGGGGAGGUGAGAUGUGAUUGCCCGCCUAGGUAUCUCUUGAAGAACAGCACUUGUGUAAAGGAAGAAAACUCCUGUCUCUCCAACCAGUACCGAUGUUCAAAUGGGAAUUGCAUCAACAGCAUUUGGCAGUGUGACAGCGACAACGACUGCGGGGAUAUGAGCGACGAGAAGAACUGUCCAACAACUGUGUGUGAUGCUGACACUCAGUUCCGCUGCCAUGAGUCGGGGACCUGUGUCCCGCUGUCCUACAAGUGUGACCUUGAGGAUGACUGUGGGGACAACAGUGAUGAGAGCCACUGUGAAGCCCAUCAGUGCCGUGGUGAUGAAUUCAGCUGCAACUCAGGGAUGUGCGUUCGUCUCUCGUGGAAGUGUGAUGGUGAUAAUGAUUGCCGAGACUGGUCUGAUGAAGCAAACUGUACCGCAGUACACCACACUUGCGAAGCCUCAAGUUUCCAAUGCCGUAACGGGCACUGCAUCCCCCAGAGAUGGGCGUGUGAUGGUGACGCUGACUGCCAAGAUGGAUCUGAUGAGGACCCUAACAGUUGUGAGACAAAGUGCAAUGGCUUCCAGUGCCCGAAUGGGACUUGCAUCCCUUCCACCAAGUGGUGUAACGGGGCGCGCGACUGCUCCGAUGGCUCUGAUGAACAGCACUGUGAACCCAUCUGUACUCGCUAUAUGGAUUUUGUAUGUAAGAAUAGGCAGCAGUGUUUGCUGCGUUCUAUGGUGUGUGAUGGCACCGUGCACUGUCGAGACGGCUCAGAUGAAGACGCCGCCUACGCCGGAUGCUCCCAGGACCCAGAGUUCCACCACACUUGUGACCAGUUUAGCUUCCAGUGUCAGAAUGGCGUGUGCAUUAGUUUGGUGUGGAAAUGUGACGGCAUGGAUGACUGUGGGGAUUACUCCGAUGAGGCAAACUGUGAAAACCCAACCGAAGCCCCAAACUGCUCUCGGUACUAUCAGUUCCAGUGUGACAACGGGCACUGCAUCCCUAACAGGUGGAAAUGUGACAAAGAGAAUGACUGUGGAGACUGGUCCGACGAGAAGUCCUGUGGAGGUCCGGCGAUCAUCCCCAUCACCACGUUGGCCCCCGCCACGUGUUCACCCAACCACUUCCGGUGUAAUGGUGGCGGUUGCAUCAUGAACAGCUGGGUUUGUGAUGGAUAUCGGGACUGUGCAGAUGGCUCUGAUGAGGAUGCUUGUCCCACUGCUCCAAUCGGCGCAACUUUGCCGUCCGCCAGCUUUCCUGGACGUUGCAGCCGAUUUGAGUUUGAGUGCCAGCAGAUGAAGAAGUGUGUGCCAAACUGGAAGCGCUGCGAUGGUUUGAGAGACUGUCAGGAUGGCACAGAUGAGCUGAACUGCCCUACUCACAGCACCUUAUUGUGCCCGAAUGGGUUUAGGUGCGAAGAUGGAGAGGCUUGCAUCAUGAUGACAGAGAGGUGUGAUGGGUUCCUGGAUUGCUCAGAUAGCAGUGAUGAAGGAAACUGUACUGACGACAUUCUUGUCUAUAAAGUGCAGAACCUCCAGUGGACGGCUGAUUUCUCUGGCAACAUCACUUUAACCUGGACCCGCCCUAAGAAGAUGCCCCUUGCAUCCUGUGUCUACAAUAUCCAUUACAGAAUGGUUGGAGAAAGCAUGUGGAAAUCCUUAGAAACUCACAGCAGCAAAACUAGCAGUGUCUUGAAAGUGCUGAAGCCGGACUGCACAUACCAGGUCAAAGUUCAGGUUCAGUGCCUGAGCAAAUCGUACAACACCAAUGACUUCAUCACCUUGCGUACCCCAGAAGGAUUGCCGGACCCUCCACGCCAUCUUCAGUUGUUGCUGAAGAGAGAAGCUGAAGGCGUUGUGGUUUGCCAGUGGGCACUGCCAGCAAAUGCCCAUGGCCUGAUAAGAGAAUAUGUUGUGGAGUACAGCAGGGCUGGUUCCAAAGAAUGGUCAUCUGUGAGAGCCACCAGCAACUCUUCGGAAAUAGAGGGAUUGGAGGUCAACACACUGUAUACAUUCAGAGUUGCUGCGGUAACUAGCCGUGGAGUGGGAAAGUGGAGCGAUUCCAAAUCCAUACGAACCGUAAAAGGCAAAGUUAUUCCACCACCUACGAUCCACAUUGAUAGUUACAAUGAAAAUUCCAUAAGCUUCACUCUCAAAAUGGAAGCUAACAUUCAGGUGAACGGUUAUGUUGUGAAGAUCUUCUGGACUUUCGACACCCACAGACAAGAAAAAAUAUCAUUGUUCGUAGACGGGGGAAAGUCAGCCCAAACUGUGGGUAACUUGACUGCUCAGACACCGUACGAGAUUUCUGCAUCGGCUGAGACUGAACUUGGCGACAGCCCUCUGUCUUUUGCCCAUGUGGUGACCCGUGGCACAAGACCAUCCCCUCCCAGCCUGAAAGCCAAAGCGGUGAACCAGACUGCUGUCGAGUGUAACUGGACUGGCCCGAGGAACGUGGUAUAUGGCAUAUUUUAUGCUACAUCUUUCCUAGAGCUAUACAGGAAUCCUAACAAUGCCACCACCACUCUACACAACAUCACUGUCAUUGUCAACAGAGAUGAGCAGUACUUAUUUCUGGUACGUGUGAUAUCCCCGUACCAAGGACCACCUUCCGAUUACAUUGUAGUGAAGAUGAUUCCUGACAACCGCCUCCCCCCUCGGCACCUUCAUUCUGUGCACCUGGCAAAAAGCUUUGCAGUCAUCAAGUGGGAGUCACCUUAUGAUUCUCCUGACCAAGAUAUGUUAUAUGCUGUAGCAGUGAAAGAUUUAGUAAGGAAAACAGACAAAAUCUACAAAGUGAAAACUCGCAACAGCACUGUGGAAUAUACCAUCAAAAAGCUGGAACCUGGUGGGAAGUACCAUAUCAUUGUUCAGCUGGGAAACAUGAGCAAAGAAGCCAGUUUAAAGAUUAGCACAGUUGCCCUGGCCGCACCAGAUGCCUUAAAGAUUAUAGCAGAAAACGACCAUAUCUUGUUGUUUUGGAAGAGUUUAGCUUUAAAAGAAAGUCAGUUCAAUGAAAGCCGGGGGUAUGAAAUACGCAUUUUCGAUAGCAUGACGAAUAACACAGUAUACCUGGGCAAUACCACUGAGACCGUCUUUAAAGUCUCCAACCUGAAGAUAGGUCAUAAUUACUCCUUCACAGUGCAAGCAAGAUGUCUUUACAGUGGGCAGGUGUGCGGGGAAGCUGCAACGCUGCUUUACAAUGAAAUAGGAAGUGGUGGAGAUCCUGCUGCAUCUACGAUGGGCAAAUCUACAGAUGUUGCUGCCAUCGUCGUACCGAUAUUAUUCCUCUUGCUAGUGACUGUGGGCAUAGGGUUUGUUAUCUUGUACAUGCGGCACAGAAGACUUCAGAACAGCUUCACAGCUUUUGCUAAUAGCCACUACAGCUCCCGACUGGGCUCAGCAAUAUUCUCGUCGGGUGACGAUUUAGGAGAUGAGGACGACGAAGCACCGAUGAUCACGGGCUUUUCAGAUGAUGUCCCCAUGGUGAUAGCAUGAAGAGCGUUUCUGACUCUGGAAACCAAAAUGGUGUAAAUAUUUUAUUUGAUAAAAAAAAAUACCCACAGUCAACUGUUUAUUUUAAAAACAAAAAAUAUGCACUUUUGAGUUGCAAUAUGUUAUUUUUGUAUGGGCCGAAAAAAGAAGAAAUAAUUAUUACACUUUGUAGUACACAGCUGUGAACUUUCAAACCAGGUUGAUCUAGUAACAAUUUCUGUUGUUGUUUUUCCCUUUCCAAAUUUUAGGUUAGUCUUACAAGGCUGUGCUUGCUGGGCAUGCUUUUAAGUCUGUGAGAUAAUUUUUCUGUUGAGUACAACUCUGAUCCUCCGAGAACUUGUGGAUGCUCAGAGAGAAACCACUUGAUGCUCCUUCCAGCUUUGACAUAAUACCGUGGGACUAGUCAGGACGAAAGGACAAAGGGCUGUCACUGGCACACAAACUCCAUGCUGACUUCCCCCUCGUAAUGUGUAAUAAUGGAAAUGGGUGGUGUGACCUCCAUCACGACAUGCCCCUUCUUCACAUCACUGGCUCCCACUCUGCUGGACGGAGACUGGUCUUGGAGUGAGGCUCCCAGUUCUCAGGCUCAUUCCAGCACAUUCCUUCCUUUGCCACUGCCACGCUUUCCCACACAACUCUGUGGUUCAGUGGCGCCACCUAGGCUGCAGUAGCAGCCAGCGUGAGCAUUCCGUCGGUGUGUGUCCCCCGAGGGCCAACUUCAGAAUUUAUUCCUCAUUCUGAACAACUUGGCUGCUGACAUUUCCUUGGCUUCAUCUCCUGCUUCUGUUCCCAGAUUUGCUGCCGUGGACCUUGAACAACCCAAGCCCACUUGGACUGACAGCCCACCUGCUCCUCACCCCGGUUCUUGGCCCUUUCCAAUGCAUGACACCCUCAGAGGGAGCAAGGAACCUCACAAUGUUGUGAUACUGCGUCACACAUUUCCAUUACUACACAUUCCCAGGGACUGGGGAUCAACAGGGGGACAUUUUCAGUGGCAGGCCUGUAUACUUUGCUGUGUCUAGUUCUGUCCGUAAACAUAUGGCAGAUACUGGGCAGGAGUGAGCGCUGAGUGGUUCCUUUGCAAUCUUCAUUGUAUGAAGGACGUGCAACCAAACUGGGUACAGCGGGACAAUAAAGAUGGCUUCCCCAUUGGUUUUCUUAGGGCAGGGGUUCCCAAACUGAAGUGCGCAGACUAUCAGUAGUCUGUGAGCUUCAUUCAGGUGGUUCGUGGCAUGUUUGUGUGAAAAUACAAUUCAACAUUAUACAACAUCUGGCACAGUGCAUUACAGUUGCUACUAUAUGUAGGCAAAUCCUUAAGUGGUCCACAAAGGCCAUCAGCAAUUUUCGAGUGGUCUGUGCAGGGAAACUUUUGGGAACCACUGUCUUAGGGCACAAGCCCCUCCCCACAUACUGCUGCUACAAACCUCUUGCAUGAGAUCCUUACCUGAGUCCCUGAAUCUAGCAACUAGCUUGAACCAGUUCUCCCAGGAUCAGAGUCCAACCUUGCUUGUUUUCCUUCUUUCUUUUCCUAAGAGAAAUUUUAUUUAAAAAAAUAUUCAGGACAUUAUAUCUAUCUAUCUAUCUAUAUAUAUGAAGAGAGAAUCGUUCCUGAAGGUUUUACAUUGACUUUAAAAAUAAUUAUUUGGAUUUUGUUUUAUAUGAGAUUUUUGUUCAGUUUUAUUAAUUUAUUAGGAAAUCUGCUUUUGUUCAGAAUUCCAAAAUUUUUCAGUCAUGUGCACACUUAUUGUGUGAGGAGAUGUGCCACUUUUAAUCCUUUUGCAAAAUAGUCAGGUUGUUUUGUCCCUGUGUCUUGUAACUAAAUCAGGUAUUACUGCCAUAGUAAAAAAAAAGGAAAGAAAAGAAAAAAUGUUUUAUUUUUUUUUCUUUGAAUACUUUUCCAUGCUUUAGAAGAAAGUUAAAAAAAAAAAAGAGGAGUAUUUGCGUGUGGCCGAGCAACAGGCUCAUGGAUUUGUAAAAAUGAGGGCUGGAAUAGUUUCUGCAAACCACUUAGCACACCCUCCACAGAAGCAAAAAUAAAGAAAAUCUAUAUGCACAGGCACACAAAGAUUCAUAUGCUGGUUGAAUUUUCUGGGUUGUAUCCAACUCCUCUUCAAGGUAGACCUGCUGAAAUAAAUGAAUCUCCUGUCUGCUACCCAUGUCUCUUGGUCUCAGU
This is a messenger RNA of Rhineura floridana, 9152 nucleotides long. It is a transcript of the gene SORL1, whose product is annotated as sortilin related receptor 1. NCBI's taxonomy places the organism in Eukaryota, Metazoa, Chordata, Lepidosauria, Squamata, Rhineuridae. The transcript has 48 exons. Gene Ontology annotation, cellular component: Golgi apparatus; membrane. Gene Ontology annotation, biological process: protein targeting to lysosome; post-Golgi vesicle-mediated transport; protein retention in Golgi apparatus. The coding region runs from base 320 to 6982 and encodes 2220 amino acids. The record is from RefSeq and is a predicted model, not a curated record. Gene Ontology annotation, molecular function: protein binding.